Histoplasma mississippiense is the source of this 3507-nucleotide messenger RNA. RefSeq lists its product as hypothetical. Gene Ontology annotation, biological process: signal transduction; actin cytoskeleton organization. Gene Ontology annotation, cellular component: cytoplasm. The transcript is spliced from 7 exons. The record is from RefSeq and is a predicted model, not a curated record. Lineage: Eukaryota; Fungi; Ascomycota; Eurotiomycetes; Onygenales; Ajellomycetaceae. Bases 1 to 3507 code for a protein of 1168 amino acids.
AUGCCUCCUCCUGGUGGGCGUGCUUUCCCACCAGACCUAGUUCCAGGCAAGGGGCCUAGGAACAAUGGGGCUCAACCGCCGGCAAAUCUAGGUGACCCGGGCAUGUACGGCGAAUCCUACCAGACCCAGCCUCCGACAGGGACUUGUAGGCGAUGCGGGGAACCCCUCCAGGGCCAGUUCGUGCGGGCGUUGGGCGGCACAUUUCACCUGGAGUGCUUCCAGUGCAGUGACUGUGGCGAUGUUGUCGCAUCGAAAUUCUUCCCGGUGGACGCUGAGGAUGGCUCUGGCCAAUACCCUCUUUGUGAGACGGAUUACUUUCGACGUCUAAAUCUACUCUGCUAUGAUUGUGGUGGUGCGCUCCGUGGGUCAUAUAUUACCGCUCUGGAUCGCAAAUACCACAUCGAACAUUUUACUUGUUCCGCUUGUCCAACCGUCUUCGGAGCACAGGAUAGUUACUAUGAACAUGAGGACAAAGUAUACUGUCAUUAUCAUUAUUCAACACAGUUCGCCCAAAGGUGCAAUGGGUGCCAUACGGCAAUCUUGAAGCAAUUCGUCGAGAUCUUCCGCAACGGCCAGAAUCAACACUGGCACCCGGAAUGCUAUAUGAUCCACAAGUUCUGGAACGUCCGGCUUGCGCCCAACGGGCAGGAGUUUGUGCGUCCAGAGUUGGAUAUCGAGGCUACCGAAGAAGAUCGCAACUUUGUCAAAAAGCAAGAGGAUAAGAUGGAAGAGAAGGUGUACCGGAUAUGGAGCGUGCUGUCUACAUUCGAAGAGUCUUCCGCUGCUUGCAUCUCCGACAUGUUAUUACAUGUCAGUAAUGGCGCGUACAUCGAUGGUGUUGUUGUUGCGAAAAACUUCAUCUACCAUGUUGAGGUUCUGUUUAAGGCUUUGGAUGGACUUGCUGCUGCGAUAUCAUAUCGAAAGAUGAAAGAUCUGCAAUACGGUCGAGAAGCCAAACUCCUGUGCAAAAAAAUUGUCGCAUUUUUUGCAUUGCUCUCCAAAACUCAAGAGACGGGUGUUCGUAAACUUGGUGUCACGCAAGAGUUGCUGGCCCUUGUAACGGGGCUUGCCCACUACCUAAAGCUUCUAAUCCGUAUCGGUCUACAGGGUGCUUUGAAGUUAGAAAGGGAGAUCGACAACCCGGACGAAUUAUACGCAUUCCUAGAUAAACUGGACAGCCUGGGUGAAUUAGAUUCCAUCUCCGCCUCCAAUCUCACAGAUUCUAUGAACCAACUCUCCGACCAACAGUCCGAUUGCUGUGCUGCCUGCAACGACCCAAUCGAUGAUGAAUGCAUCAUCCUCGGCCGGCGAAGGUGGCAUUUGAAACCUUCGCAUCUCGUUUGCGGCGCUUGUCAGAAUGACCUCACUCUGGACCUGCUCAAUGCGCGGUGGAGCGAGGAAAAGGAUCGGCCAUUCUGUCGCAUAUGUGCUGAACGGGGAGGCCACGCGCCGAAUGGACAAAAAGGGUUUGCUUAUGUUAGCAAACUGCAGCAGUAUGUAUUCUUGCUGCAGGUGGCUCUUGCGAGACUGCUUUCGGUUUUACGGUCUGGUGGGACUCUGCCGCAUACCUCAGACGAUCCAAACCUGAAAAGCUACGAAGCGAACGAUGGCCACCGUCUGAACGACGCGGGAGAACUCCAGACACCCCAGAGAUCAAAUACCCGAUCGAGAUCGUACGGGGCAGGCGGUGCACGGGACGAGAACGCCGGUUCAUCGUCGUUAGAACAAACCGUCGGCGAAAUUCGAAGACUCCACUCAACCCGCACAGAACGCACUCUCUCCACAAUAUAUAAGAAAGCCCACGCUUCACGAAUCAUUGACGGGCCUCAGGGAAGAUCUGCACGCCCCGGUUCCCCAGGUGCCAGCGGGUCUGAAACGAACAAUCCAGGUUUCCAGAUUGUCGAAGAACGAGAUGCUACUGGCGAGCCAAUUAAAGACCUGACAUUUGGAAACCAGGACGCGCUGACGCUGGAUGAUAUCCCAAGAAUCGUCGCAGCUGAGCAAGCUAAGGAGCAGCGGCCUAAUGCGUUCCGCCAUGCUGGAACUAAUCUUGUUACCUCCGGAGGCCGACCUCCCAAACUAGUCAAUGGACACCAAAGGGAAGUAUCCGGCCUCGCCGACACCCGUGGCGACACCGGCGCGCCUAGAACCACAAAGUAUUUCUCCGAAUUAUCUGCGCUGGAGUACUUUAUUGUCCGACACGUUGCCGUCUUGUCCAUGGAGCCACUUCUAGAAGGACACUUCAAUCUGGAAGAACUCCUGGGUCUCAUUGAGUCGCGCAAACCUACGAUCUGGAACAUCUUCGGCCGCGCGUUUAAGAACGAUGGCCGCAAAGGUGGGAAGAAGAAAGGCGUCUUCGGCGUCGGCUUAGACGCACUGAUCGAGAAAGAUGGGACGGAGUCAACGCAUGGUGUUGGUCCGGGCACGUUGCGUAUACCGACGUUCGUUGACGAUGCGAUUUCCGCUAUGCGACAAAUGGACAUGUCUGUCGAGGGAGUGUUUCGGAAGAAUGGUAAUAUCAAGCGUCUGAAGGAGACAUCGGAUAUUGUCGAUACGAAGUAUGAGCAGGCGGAUUUCAAUAAAGAGAAUCCGGUGCAGAUUGCUGCGCUGCUCAAGAAGUUUUUGAGGGAGAUGCCGGACCCGUUGCUUACGUUUAAGUUACAUCGGUUGUUCCUUGUUUCUCAGAAAAUAUCCGAUCCCGAAAAUCAACGGCGUGUUCUGCACUUAACUUGUUGUCUACUCCCAAAGACACACAGGGAUACCAUGGAGGUCCUCUUUUCAUUCCUCCACUGGGCCUCCUCGUUCUCUCAUGUCGAUGAAGAAUCUGGUAGCAAAAUGGAUAUCCACAACAUCGCGACCGUCAUGACUCCUAAUAUUCUCUACUCGAGAGAGAAAACAGCGGGGAUGGAGGAUAGCUUCCUGGCGAUAGAAGCUGUCACCGCAUUGAUAGAGUACAAUGAUACGAUGUGUGAGGUCCCAGCACAUCUCCAAUCCGUCCUAACGGACUCAUCCCUCUUCAACGGGAGCGCAGAAAUAACGACCAAGGAAAUCCUCAAACGGUACGGCGGUGACCUCAGCAAAAUUGCAACCCCGCAACGCGCACCACCCACUGCGGAAGGCACUCCGGUCCGCACCGGUUCGGGCCGUGCGGUCAACCCACCCCUCGCCACACGCAUUGACACGGAUCCUUCCCAAGCCAAUGCGCGGCAGAUGCAAACAUCUGUCCGACAUGUGCAACCUGCUGGAGCUGGAGCUGCAACGGGUGCUGCACCACCACAAGGCCCACAACAAUUCGAACAGCAACAACAAACACUCGGUUCACCGCCGAUGGAAUAUGAUUACGGCUCGCAGCAGCAGCAGCAGCAGCAGCAGCCACAUCCCCGAUUCCCAGAUCGCAGCGCAAGUGGAGAUAGUUAUACCAGCCAAACACAACAAGAGCGGCAACAGCAACAGCAGAUGGCAUUUCGACAGCGGCAGGCAGCUGCCGCAGCCGGUGGACCUAUAUAA